Molecule: messenger RNA, 878 nt
Organism: Camelina sativa (false flax)
Lineage: Eukaryota; Viridiplantae; Streptophyta; Magnoliopsida; Brassicales; Brassicaceae
Source: RefSeq, a predicted model, not a curated record
UAUUUGGAGUUGGCUCUUUCCGCAAUGGACGAGCUCGUGAAAAUGGCGCAGACAAGCGAACCGCUUUGGAUACCAAGCUCAAAAGGCAAAGGCGAAAUGCUUAACCGUGAAGAAUACGAGAAAAUUUUCACACCUUGCCUUGGUCCUAAACCGGACGGGUUUGUCUCGGAAGCUUCUAAAGAAGUUGGAAUGGUUAGCAUCAAUAGCUUAGCCCUAGUCGAAACCUUAAUGGACUCGGAACGAUGGGCCGAGAUGUUUCCGUGUAUGAUCGCAAGAAAUUGGACUAGUGAAAUAAUCUCUAGUGGUAUGGGAGGGACAAGAAACGGUGCUCUUUAUUUGAUGCAAGCAGAGCUUCAAUUGCUAUCACCGCUUGUGCCAGUUCGUCAAGUGACGUUCUUGAGGUUUUGUAAGCAACAUGCAGAAGGUGUUUGGGCGGUUGUGGAUGUCUCUGUUGAUAGGAUUAGCGACCGAGGCGGCUCGGCCUCUGCUCAGACGUCUCUGAACUGUAGAAGGCUACCAUCUGGUUGCCUUGUGCAAGACAUGCCAAAUGGUUACUCUAAGGUAACAUGGAUUGACCACACCGAGUACGAUGACACCCAUAUACACCACUUGUAUCGUCCAUUAGUCAGCUCAGGUCUCGCCUUCGGAUCCAAACGGUGGAUAUCAGCUUUGCAACGACAAUGCGAAAGCCUCACCAUCCUCAUGUCCUCAGCAAUCCCCAACCGCGACAAACCCACACCCAUAAGCUCUAUAGGAAAGAAAAGCAUGUUGAAGCUAGCACAAAGAAUGACUCAAAAGUUCUGUAGAGGCGUAUGCGCUUCUUCUUCCCAAAAAUGGAGUAAACUUGAGAUUGGUAACAUCGAUGAAGACGUGAGGAU